AUAUUCUCCCUUCCCUUCCACUUCCCUUCUCCACUCUCUCUCUCUCUCUCUCUCUCUACAAACCCAUAAUUUUCUCUCUCUCUUCAAGCCAGGGAGAAUAGCUAGAGAUGGAAGGAGGAGGAGAAGAAAAGGAGCAAAACCCUAAUCAUCAUCAUCAUGAUGAUGAUCACAACAAUGCCAAUAAUAAUGAUGAUAAUAAUAGUAAGACUAGUAAUUACAAGAAGGUUUCGUUUCUCAAGUUGUUCUCGUUUGCCGACUUCUACGACUACGUUCUGAUGGGGAUUGGAUCGGUCGGAGCCAUAGUCCACGGCGCGUCGGUGCCGGUGUUCUUCAUCUUCUUCGGCAAGCUCAUCAACAUCAUCGGCCUCGCCUAUCUCUUCCCCAAGGAAGCCUCCCAUCGCGUCGCCAAGUACUCGCUGGAUUUUUUGUACCUGAGCAUAGCCAUCAUGUUUUCGUCGUGGAUAGAGGUGGCAUGUUGGAUGCAUAGCGGGGAGAGGCAAGCGGCGAAGAUGAGGAUGGCGUAUUUGAAAGCGCUGUUGAAUCAAGACAUCACCUUAUUUGACACUGAAGCUUCUACUGGAGAAGUCAUCGCUGCAAUUACCUCUGACGUUAUUCUGGUCCAAGAUGCCCUUUCUGAGAAGGUGGGGAACUUCAUGCACUAUUUUAGCAGAUUCGUGUUUGGGUUCAUCAUAGGGUUUGCCAAGGUGUGGCAGAUCAGCUUGGUCACGCUUUCUAUAGUGCCAUUCAUCGCGCUAGCAGGUGGCAUCUACGCGUAUGUCACCAUCGGCCUUCUUGCCAGAGUCCGCAAGUCUUAUGUCAAAGCAGGCGAAAUCGCAGAAGAGGUAGUAAUCUGCAACAUCUUCGUCUACUAGAGUUCAUGAAUUCAUAAAUCGUAUUAUCAACGAUACCAUAAAGGAACACAAAAAUAACGAUCAAAUAAUGCUAGAGAUACACAUAUCCCUAACAUCCAUUAUUCAUUUCCCAGAGUAUGGAAGGAAAGCAGGACUAGCCAAAGGGCUUGGACUUGGAAGUGUCCACUGCGUGCUCUUCCUUUCGUGGGCUCUGCUCGUCUGGUUCGUCAGCAUCGUCGUCCACAAGAACAUAUCGAACGGUGGCGAGUCCUUCACCACCAUGCUCAAUGUGGUCAUUUCAGGCCUAUCACUGGGACAGGCAGCUCCAGACAUCACAGCAUUCAUCAGGGCGAAAGCAGCAGCAGGUCCUAUAUUCCAGAUGAUAGAGAGGCACACUGUGAGCAGAACCAACUCCAAAACAGGCAAAAGAUUAAACAAGCUUGAAGGUCACAUCCAAUUCAAGGACGUCUCAUUUCGAUACCCUUCUCGCCCUGAUGUAACCAUCUUCGACAAGCUCCGCCUCAACAUACCCGCUGGCAAGAUUGUGGCUCUCGUCGGAGGGAGUGGUUCUGGGAAGAGCACGAUCGUGUCACUAAUCGAACGAUUUUACGAGCCAGAGUCUGGGCAGAUUCUGAUUGACGGGGUCGAUAUUAAGGAUUUCGAUCUCAAGUGGCUGAGGCAGCAGAUUGGUCUGGUGAAUCAGGAACCUGCAUUGUUUGCCACCAGCAUCAAGAAAAAUAUUCUGUAUGGGAAAGAUGAUGCCACAAUGGAAGAGAUCACUCACGCUGCUAAGCUGGCUGAAGCUUCUUCUUUCAUCAACAACCUGCCUGAUAGAUUCGAAACUCAGGUCGGGGAGAGAGGAAUCCAGCUAUCAGGCGGGCAGAAGCAGAGGAUAGCAAUAUCUCGUGCAAUAGUGAAGAACCCAUCAAUUCUAUUGCUCGAUGAAGCUACAAGUGCACUUGAUGCGGAGUCGGAGAAAAGCGUGCAGGAGGCACUCGAUCGAGCCAUGGUUGGAAGGACAACUGUUGUUGUAGCACAUCGGCUUUCCACCAUUAGGAAUGCCGAUAUGAUUGCUGUUGUUCAAGGAGGAAAGAUUGUGGAAAUUGGCAGCCAUGAAGAUCUCAUUGCAGACUCAAAUAGUGCAUAUGCGUCACUUGUCCACCUUCAAGAAGCUGCAUCAAACCAACGCCACCCAUCUUCAGGUCCCACAAUGGAACAUCAGCUGAGCCUUUGUCUGGUCUCUGCCAGCGGAAAGCACUCUCAAGAGCUAUCCCGCACCAGAUCAAACUUAGGAGCAAGCUUCCGUUCUGAUAAGGAUUCUGUCAUCAGUCGGGCAGGCUUGGACGGUGCAGAACCGGCCAAGCCAUCUACUGUUUCCAUGAGAAGGCUGUAUGCCAUGGUUGCUCCUGAUUGGAUCUAUGGAGUCUCUGGCACCAUAGGCGCCUUCUUUGCUGGAGCACAGAUGCCGCUUUUCGCACUCGGUGUGUCUCAGGCGCUUGUGUCCUACUACAUGGACUGGGACACAACUCGCCAUGAGGUCAAGAGGAUAGCAAUCCUCUUCAGCAUUGCUUCAGUGUUGACAGUUAUUGCUCAUGCUGUUGCACAUCUGUCGUUCGGGAUCAUGGGAGAGAGACUUACAUUCCGAGUCAGAGAAAAGAUGUUCUCUGCCAUCUUGCAGAAUGAAAUAGGAUGGUUCGACGACUUGAACAACAACAGCUCGAUGCUGGCAUCACGUCUCGCGACCGAUGCAACUCUGCUGAAAACAAUAGUAGUCGAUCGCUCCACCAUUCUCUUGCAGAACCUCGGUUUGGUGGUUACAUCAUUCGUCAUUGCAUUCAUCCUGAAUUGGAGAAUCACUCUUGUUGUGUUAGCUACAUAUCCACUCAUCAUUAGCGGGCACAUCAGCGAGAAACUGUUCAUGCAAGGUUAUGGUGGCAACUUGAGCAAAGUGUACCUGAAAGCCAACAUGCUAGCUGCUGAGGCCGUAAGCAACAUACGAACAGUCGCGGCAUUCUGUGCGGAAGACAAGAUCCUUGAUCUUUAUGGGCACGAGCUAGUGGAACCUUCCAAGCGUUCGUUCGCACGUGGACAGAUUGCAGGGAUAUGCUAUGGGAUAUCCCAGUUCUUCAUUUUCUCGUGCUAUGGACUCGCUCUAUGGUAUGGUUCUACUCUUAUGGAGAAGGAGCUCGCUAGCUUUAAGUCCGUCAUGAAGUCAUUCAUGGUUCUGAUUGUAACAGCACUAGCCAUGGGCGAAACUCUUGCAUUAGCUCCAGAUCUUCUGAAAGGGAACCAGAUGGCUGCAUCGGUCUUCGAGGUUUUGGAUCGGAAAUCACAGAUGAGUGGAGAUGCCGGGGAAGAGUUGAAGAAUGUAGAGGGUAAGGUUGAGUUGAAGAACGUCUGUUUCAGCUAUCCAGCAAGGCCAGAAGUCGCCAUUUUCAAGGACUUCAAUCUGCAAGUGCAUUUGGGCAAAAGUGUGGCUUUAGUAGGACAAAGUGGAUCUGGAAAAAGUUCUGUUCUUGCACUCAUUCUCCGAUUUUAUGAUCCAACAUCAGGCAGAGUGAUGAUUGAUGGGAAAGACAUCAAGAAACUGCAAUUGAGAUCGCUCCGUAGGCACAUCGGCCUAGUCCAGCAAGAGCCAGCUCUCUUUGCAACAUCUAUCUAUGAAAACAUACUGUAUGGCAGAGAAGGGGCCACCGAAGGAGAAGUAAUCGAAGCAGCUAAACUCGCCAAUGCACAUAGCUUCAUCAGCGCCCUUCCUCAGGGCUACUCCACCAAAGUAGGUGAACGAGGGGUGCAACUAUCUGGCGGCCAGAAGCAAAGGGUAGCAAUUGCUCGGGCAGUGCUGAAGAACCCAGAAAUUCUUCUGCUAGAUGAAGCCACCAGCGCUUUGGAUGCAGAGUCAGAGCACAUUGUGCAACAAGCACUGGAUAGAUUGAUGAGGAACCGUACGACGGUGAUGGUGGCCCACAGACUGUCAACUAUAAAGAAUGCAGAUCAGAUAUCAGUCAUACAAGAUGGAAGAAUAAUCGAACAGGGGACUCAUUCGAGUCUUGUACAGAAGAGAGAAGGAGCAUAUUUUAAGCUAAUCAACCUUCAACAGGAGCAACAAAAGGGAGCACUAACAUGAUUUUUUAAGAAGACUACAUAUUGCAGUCAUAGGAUACAUGUUCAUUUUUCUGCAUCCCAUAGAUGUUCUGUCCAUUUUUUAUGUUUGAUCUUGGCGUUCUGACUUUGGCUUUGUGAUGUAUAAUAGAGACAUAUGUGAUUACUAAUAUUGAGAGUGUGGAAGCAAUGAAUAAUAGUGAAGCAAUUCUUGAAAA
Molecule: messenger RNA, 4171 nt
Organism: Linum tenue
Lineage: Eukaryota; Viridiplantae; Streptophyta; Magnoliopsida; Malpighiales; Linaceae
Source: the annotation of a GenBank genome assembly